Dentiscutata erythropus is the source of this 204-nucleotide messenger RNA. The record is from the annotation of a GenBank genome assembly. NCBI's taxonomy places the organism in Eukaryota, Fungi, Glomeromycota, Glomeromycetes, Diversisporales, Gigasporaceae.
CAAGUCCAGUUAAAAGCUCAACAAAAUAUUGAAAUAGCUCAACAAAAACAAAAGAAAAAACAUGAUGAACAUGUUAAGAAAAUUUCAUUUCAUAUUGGAGAUAAAGUAUUAUUAUAUCGAUCUACUCAAGCUAAGGUUCAUGGUGAUAAAUUUCGAGAAAAAUGGAAAAGUCCUUAUUAUAUUCAUGAUGUCAUUGCCCCAGGA